AUGCCAAGAGGAAUUCCAAUUUCAAAAGACUUGAAGCAAAGAGUUGUGAAUGCAUUCAUGGAAGCUGGAUGUCAAUUCAAGAAAUCUUGGCAGGGCCGGUGGUUCCAAAGCGGAGUACCAACACUACUUCUUAUCAACAACACCCAUAUAGAGACAAAAGGUGAAUGCUAUGAAGAGAGUGGGGACAAAUACGUCGUCUAUGAUAAAACUGACGAUUGCUACAAAUGCUUAGUGAUGCACGAGAAGCAUCCUAGCGUUCUUCAAUACAAAGAAACAUAUUGCGAACCCAAGGAUUCUCUUGCCGAAAUAUGCUCUCGUAUCGUUGGAGAUGCUGCACUAUACAGCAUGUUCAGAAAGCAUCCGGAAGUGAAGCCCAUACCUUGUCCAUUCAAAAGCUCGCCGUACAUUCUAGAGUAUAAUAGAGGAACUGGUGAAUGUAAUAACCCACCAAGCCGUGCUGAAAGCUGUACGGAUGAAUCCAGGUUGGUGUUGAAAUAUCAAGCUUGUCCGGAUGUCGUCAGCACAGAGAGCAACGUGGAGGAACUUAUAUGUCUUGCUGCCUGGAAAGAGGGAUCGACAAAAUAUCUAAUUGGAAAGUUGGCUCAAGGCAACAGACGUAGCCUGACCACCGACGAGGACCAGUAUCGAUGUUUUAUAUACCAAAGAAGAAUAGAAAAUGGAAAAAUUGUCUAUUACAUCGCUCAAUCUGGAGACGCUACUUGUUCGGGAGUGCAAUCCGCUCUCGAAGGAAGCAGGACAAUGAAAUUGACCAUUAUCGAUGACCAACACAAACGCUGCAAAUUUCCCAUAUGGAUCACCGAACAUCACACCUGGUUUAGUUUAGAUCAUCAUAAGACUUUCAAAUUCUCCCAAAGGAAUGCCACCCUUAAGAUUAUGGACGACGAGGCUUCAAAACCGAUCAAGCUCCAUCAGAACUAUGCUCCACCACAAUUCGCUUUCCAAGAUUUAGGAUUUGAAUCGCAAGAUCUAAAAAAACAGAAUUCUGAAAUGAGAUUGGUUUGCCAUGGAAUCUUACAACAACAGGAAAAUAGAAAAGUUCAAAUAGUUGCUCAUGUUACAGCAGGAUGCGACAGUGGUUAUGUAUGUAUGGUCUUUUACAAGAGAGAUUCACAUGUUAUAGAAAUACAACAAUCAGAAAACUAUGUCGAAAAUCCCGAUGAUGCAUGUGCCAAUUUUGAUACAUCUACAACAUCAUACACAACCUUAGUCACGACAACUUUUCCAUCUAAGAAAUGUCCGCAUUUAGGUCGGUACUCUAUUUCACAAGCAAAUACGUACCAAGAAAAACGGAAACGAAGAGAACAACCAAUGGAUAUAAAACUAAACAACCCUGAACCAGAAUGCAUAUCAAACGAAUACGAGUCUUUAUUAGUAGGAUGUAACGAAUAUUACCAAAUGGAAUUUAAAUCAACCUGUCCGGGGCAACCUCUACACUCUUACGCAUGCUAUGGCAGCUGGGAAGAAGAUGGCAUAUCUUACCUAAUUACAUCACCAGGAAACAAUCCAUCCAGAAAACAACCGGAAACAUCCAAAUAUUGCUUCAUAUUCCAGUUGUCAAAUCAACUACAAUCUGCUGUCAUAGAAGGUGGUCUAGGCAAAGCCGCCGGACCGCCAGUGUUAAGAAUGUCCAAGGUCACUGAAAGUUGCGACAGGAUGAUCAAACCUGGUAUAGAUGGAGGAUGGGCUUUCAACUUUACUAUCAAUGGCACAUGCGAUCAAUCCAGUUCAAGCACUGCCAACAUGAUCCUGAUCCCAGCUGUUUCUUUGGUAAUCAUGUCGAUUGCUCUCUUGUUAUGUCUAAGAUGAUGAAAGACGUCGACACUGCACACCCUGAGCAACUACUAAACGCCCAAGAGUUAAGGACUAUUGUUUUCUUUAUUUAUUAUCGAUAUCUUUAUAAUAGGAAUAUUCCUGAACACUACACCGUAAUCUUUUUAAUACUUAAUUACAUAUAUCCAACUAUAAGGCAACAAGGAAAAAAAAUAUAAAAAAGGAACACUGUUUGGCAAUAUUCCUAUGUUUAUUUUAGACAUAUAUUAGUCAAUUUUUUAACGUGGUUAAAAAGCAUUUUUAUCAUUAAAAAUACGGGAAUGAAAUUUUGAACUACAAGAAUAAUUGUGAUUCAAGUUGUUGGGCUUUACGGAUAAUAUAAUUAUUUAUUUUUAAGUAUAUUAUGUAUGUUAGGUUUAGGUGUAUUAUAAAAAAAAGAAGGUAAAAUAAGAAAUUAAACACUGGUAAUUUAAGUUUUCAUUAGGGCGUAUUAAAGGUAAUAUAUUUGCAUGUGACAAUUAUUGUUAUGUGCAUUUUUUGAUACACCCUAUAGCAAUGUACCAAAAGUUUAGCUUUGUAUAAAUACUUAGGUUCAAACACGAAUCAUAAGUUAUGUGGUCUAUCUUAAAUACAUUUCCAAAAAAACGGUAUCAUAUAAUAUAUAAAAAAAUUAAACUAGAAGAAUUUUAAAUAACUUUUCUCUUAGUUAAGGUGUGAUUUCCUAGCGAGUAGUGAGUGGAGGCUGCACCGUACAGCACUUGAGACGAGCGAUGAAAUCGCGAGUGAAUUAAUUUCGGGAGACGAUAAUGCAAUUUUAUAGCCGUUUUUUUUCCAU
Messenger RNA from Sitophilus oryzae (rice weevil), 2626 nucleotides. RefSeq lists its product as uncharacterized. The transcript has 15 exons. Lineage: Eukaryota; Metazoa; Arthropoda; Insecta; Coleoptera; Curculionidae. The record is from RefSeq and is a predicted model, not a curated record. Bases 1 to 1827 code for a protein of 608 amino acids.